AUGCCAUCAUCUGGAGCGCAGUCUGUUGUCGACAACUACUUUUCUGAAACUUCUCCGACUCCCUCGCCACACCCUAGGAACUUUAGGAGAGUGCCAGUGCACGACAUACGAGAUAACCUUAGGGCCCAUCUCCGAUUCUCACGACGAAUUGGAACUAUUGGUGACCUAGAAGACUUCGUCGUUGGCAUAGUUGACUCAAUCAAUCCUAUACGUUCUAGAGCCACCACGCCAUCCUUACCCGACAUGCCCUGGACGAAUUGUGAGCCCCACGAGUCAAGGGCGGUCCGUGUACUUGCAGAAUACGAGGAGUUGUAUCUCCAAGCCCUAACCACGUUGGACGACUCUCACGCGCAGUAUGCGCUUAGGAUCAUCCAUUCGCAACAAGCUGCCAAAUCGGAAAUUAUUUCCAUGCAGCAUGCAAUAGCAGGAACACGACGAUACACGGAGAGGAUGGAAGCGUUAGCGUUAAGCAUGGGGGAUAGAAUCCAGCGACAGGAGGAAACGCUAGCCCUAAUGUUUGCCCAGACGAACUCGUACCAACGACUCAUUGAGCUUGAUGCAGACGCCACGCAGCCGUUCCUCCUCACCUUUUUAACAGACAUGCCACCAGAGACCUUGCAAGAGGGAACACCCCCCGUACCUCCACCACGACCAUCACAUCUCGCCUUCGACCCCAUAACAGUUCCUACCCCGAACCCAUUCGAUUUGUUUGAAGGCGCUUCGACGUCUUCCGCUCCAGCAGCGACUCACGAAGGUAUUUCCAUCGCACGGCCUCUACGCCCAAACCCCCCUUCAGAUUACGUAUCGGAGUGGAACUUUAGCGACAAUCCCAACCAUCAUGCUGAAGGGUUAUCCCCGAUGACCACGGAAAAUGCAGUGCAGACCAAAACGUCUGAACACUCGGAUCAAUCGACUCAGACCCUCGUAGAUCCAGGAGAGAGUGAGCCUGGAAGGAACAUCUCCCCGUUUCCUCCCGCCUUCUCCACAGCGCUCAUCGGGCCACACCGAACCAUCCCAGCAUACAUCGCGUAUCAACGACCACAUCCCCAGUGCGUGUUCUGCAGACAGUAUACCCAUCCGAAGUAUACCUGCCCAUUUUCCAUUUGCGUAAUCUGUCAAUCUGUCCUCACAUCCCACGACCCGAAUGCAUGUCCUGCGUUGCUAUCCAACAGGAUGCGUUGCUACUACUGUGGAAAACAAGCACCUGGCCACACAAUAGAAGGUUGUUCCCACUCUCAUGACUUCUACGCAAAUUACGACGCGCGCGAGAUAGCGUUCUCUUACCCUGACCCUCAAACGGACCCGCGAUUCUCUGACUUCGAUGGAACGGGUUCAUUGUAUACUGAAGGGUUUCCGAUGAACAGUGUAAUGCCGUCGGAAGCAGGAGAUAUGUAG
Messenger RNA from Sparassis crispa, 1395 nucleotides. RefSeq lists its product as hypothetical. Lineage: Eukaryota; Fungi; Basidiomycota; Agaricomycetes; Polyporales; Sparassidaceae. Bases 1 to 1395 code for a protein of 464 amino acids. The record is from RefSeq and is a predicted model, not a curated record. The transcript has a single exon.